AUGGGAAUUUUGCCCAUCCAGGAGAAUAUGCAUGAAGAUAAUGAAACUGCUGUUUAUACAUUAAUGCCAAUGGUUAUGGCUGAUCAACACAGUUGUUUUAGUUGUGGAUCAGUAGAAUGCUUGGUUCUGCUGUUAAAGAAAGGAGCAAAUCCUAACUAUCAAGAUAUUUCAGGCUGUACACCCCUUCAUUUGGCAGCUAGAAAUGGACAGAAGAAAUGCGUGCAUAAAUUAUUAGAAUACGGUGGUGAUGUCAACAUUUGUAAUAAUGAAGGCCUUACAGCAGUAAGGGCUCAGAAUAACUGGUUAGCUGUGAAUGGGCGUACAGAAUUACUCCAUGACCUCCUGCAGCAUGUCAGUGAUGUUGAUGUUGAGGAUGGGAUGGGGCAGACAGCACUGCACGUGGCUUGCCAGAAGGGUCACAAAACGGGCGGCACGCGGGGCUCAGUUGGAGUAGAUGAUGAAGCCGAAGAAGGUGCUGUACUUGUUGCUGUUGCCGCCAUGGGCUUUGCCGCCAUCCAGCUUGAUGAAGACCUCGUCGCCCGCGUCCAGGUGCAGGAUCACGCUGUUGCUGGCGUAGUCGUAGUUCUGGUCCGCGUCCUGGGCGAUGGCGCUGGCCCGCACCAGGCCGUUCUUGCACAGGUCCGCCCACAUGCUCGUGCCGUCGCCGCCCGCGCAUCAGGACAUGUGGCCGUCCGGGCCGCCCGAGCUCACCAGCACGGGGAUCAUCACGAGCAGCACCGCCGCGGCCGCCAGCAGCAUCUUGCAGCCAGCGCGGAGCCGAGGCAGAGCCCGGCCGCCCGGGCCGCGCCGUCUGGGCAAUGGUUCCGGCGGGCGGGGGCGCGCGCGGGGCGCCGCACUCAAGGGCGUUCCGGUGGGGCUGCGGGCAUGGGGCCGGGCCGGGCCGGGCCGGGCCCCGCGCUGCUCAGCCCAGCGCCGCUCGGGCCUCGCGCCUCCCUCCCGCUGCGGGGCCGGCAGUCCAGCUCGAAGCCCACCACACACGCAGUGCAGCCAGGCCGAGAAACCUUCCCAGCGCAGCAGGACCCAGCCGCGGCCAUCAUCCUCUUCAUCGUCCUCCAGCGUGGGUCAGGUUGCCAAAAGGGCCGGCGCCUCGCGUCCCCCGGCCGCUGCCACAGCCUCGUCCAACAGCUAGGGGGAGCUGGCCCCAAGCCCGGCGGACCUCGCAGAGCCAUCCACCGCCCCCUGGCUGCUCGGGCCGCCUCCUCAGCGGACCGCGCCGCCUACAUUAACAAAGUACUUCGGGCAGUUGAAGACCUAUCUAGCAAUUAUGAUGCACAAAUGAAGACUUUAAGGAUUGCAAGGAUAUUUUGUCAUGUAUUUCGAAUUGGUCCUUGCUCCCCCAGUAAUGGCGUCGAUAUGGGCUACAAUGGAAAUAAAACUCCAAGAAGUCAGGUGUUCAAGGUCAGAAAAGUAUAUGAUAGUGUUAGGAGGAUAGACGUAAAAGAGAUGAAUUUGACAAAGCAUGCAUUCAUUAAUCAAAAACCUCAGGAACAGGAGGUAAAUUUGGUUUAUAUCUCAUCUUCAUGUGGAUUUUUAAGAAUAAAUUAUUCUGUACUUAUUUUAAUAGGAACAACUUUCCAGCCCAAUAGCAACUCCUAUGUAAAUCCUGAUCACUUGAACUAUUUCAGAUUUGCUGGACAAAUCUUGGGAUUAGCUUUGAACCAUAGGCAGCUGGUCAAUAUUUAUUUCACACGAUCAUUCUACAAGCACAUUCUUGGUAUUCCUGUAAAUUAUCAAGAUGUGACAUCAAUUGAUCCAGAAUAUGCCAAAAAUUUGCAAUGGAUUUUAGACAAUGAUAUUAGUGAUCUGGGUCUAGAACUAACUUUUUCUGUUGAGACUGAUGUGUUUGGAGCAAUGGAAGAGGUUCCUUUGAAACCUGGAGGUAGAAGUAUUCUUGUGACAUAAAAUAACAAAAGAUAUUUUUCUUUUUCCUCAAAGGAGCUACUGCUUUCUGGCAUGCCGGAAAUUGAUCUGAGUGAUUGGAUAAAAAACACAGAAUGCACAAGUGGCUAUGAAAGAGAUGAUCCUGUUAUUCAGUUGUUCUGGGAAGUUGUAGAAGACAUUACUCAAGAAGAGAGAGUUCUUCUCUUGCAGUUUGCUACUGGCAGGUAAGAAGUGUUUUUAUGAUAAGCGUAGAAAGAAUGUAAUGUAAUAUCAUUUCCAAUGGCUUAGAAAAUAAUCACAGAGAAAAAUAACCAAAAUAAAGACUUAUUACUCUGAACUGUUGGUAUCUUACUACUAUUUUCACUAUUUUAGGUAUUAUAGAUUUAUUUAAGUAUUAAAGAUAAACAUUUAUAAUAGUACUCAAUAAAUGUUUUACAAAUAUUAAACCAAUUCUUAUCAGUAUAUUUUAUAAUUUGGUAAUUUUCAUUCUGUAGGUAGAUAAAUGAUAGCCAAAUUUAUAAUAUUUACAUGUUACUGGUUUGGUAUAAUAGUACAGGUAUUUAGUUUGCCCUUUCUCUCUCUCUCUCUCUCUCUGUCUCUCUCUUUCUCUGUCUCUUUCAUGUGUGACACACACACUCCUUAUGCAUACAGAGCAUUUUUUUCCAAUUCUUACCAAGUUUAAAGUGUUAAAAUUGAUGGCCUAAAAAAUAAUUUGUGAUGCAUUUCUUUGAAAAGUCUACUUUUAAGAUCAAUUAAAUAUAAUAAGCUUUAGAAAACUAGAUGAUUUAAGUCUCUUGUAUUUCUGAAAGAUUAAAGGUCUUUUUUUAAACUUAGAAUUUCAUCUGUUUUCUUUAUUUAUGAACAUGUAGUUUAUGGUGGUGCAUACCUAUAAUCCUGUCACUCUGUGAGGCUGAGGCAGGAAAAUCACAAGUUUAAGUGCAUCCUGGGUAAUUUAAUACCUCAGUGAGACCCUGUCUCAAAAUAAGGAGAGGGUGGGAAUGUAGCUUACUGUGAAGGCUAUGGGUUCAAUUUUCAGUACCCUCCCCCCGCAAAAAAUGGUUCAGUUUUUCCAUUAUAAAUGUAUAUAGUUCUUCUCAAAAGUUGAGAAACAAAAUUAAUGCCUUUAUCAGUAAUAACUAGUAUAAUUUAAUAUAUUUACUUCUGUUUUUUCUAUGUCCAGGAAGAAAAGCCACUAAUAUUUUAUGCUUUCUUAGGUGGUUGUAUUUAGUAUAAUUAAAUUAGUCUUGUUUCUGUUACUUAUGGGAAAAAGUUAUUGGUAAAA
This is a messenger RNA of Heterocephalus glaber (naked mole-rat), 3184 nucleotides long. The record is from RefSeq and is a predicted model, not a curated record. NCBI's taxonomy places the organism in Eukaryota, Metazoa, Chordata, Mammalia, Rodentia, Bathyergidae.